AAAGUAGACAUGUAUCUAAUUUGCAAGAGGCAAAAUCCACAGUUGUCCAUUCUACCGAAAAGUCCUUGCUGACCAAACUACUACCAAUUUCAUUACGCCACGCUAGAUCAGAAAAUAAUUAUAAGAUUACUGAUAGAAGGGUAAUUUUAGAAUAAUCCACUUGAAACAAGUCAAUUGUCACUCAAAUUACAAUAAUGCACACCAGUAAACAGUUUUGAUUGGUGAGAGGUUAGCUGGUGCAGAAAGAGAGCAGCAACAUCAGAUUCCGGCACCUCAGGAAUUAAAGCUGACCACGGCGACUUACAGAGAGCCAUAACCGCGUUAUAGAUUGGACACCAUCAAUGUCCCCGCCAAUCUUUUCUGCCUUCAUGUAUUCAUUCAUUCGUUCGUUCACCUUCACAAGAAGAAAAGGAAGGAAAGAAAGUGAAGCAUACUUUAUCAAGAGAGAAAGCAAAAACAUUUAGAGCAAAAUGGCGACUUUGGGUGGCAUCAAGGAAGUGCAAGGGAACGAGAACAGCGUCGAGAUCGAAAGCCUCUCUCGUUACGCCGUUGACGAGUACAACAAGAAAGAGGGGAAUUUUGAGGUUUUGGUGUAACUUUUUAUGAAAAAUUGUAUGUGGAAAUUGAUUGUGGUCGAUAAUAGAAUUCUGGGUAUUGUUCAGAAUGCUCUUUUGGAGUUUGUGAAAGUGGUGAACACAAAAGAGCAGGUCGUUUCUGGUACUUUGUACUACAUAACCCUUGAAGCAAUCGACGGAGGUAAGAAGAGAAUUUACGAAAGCAAGGUCUGGGUGAAGCCAUGGCAGAACUUCAAGGAGGUGCAGGAAUUCAAACUUAUUGGUGAUGUUCCUAGUGAAUCCACCUCUACCACUAGUGCUUAGCUUGGCUUGGGCUAUUAAAAUGAUGGUCCAUCUUGAGGCAUUAGAUCUUUGGGAGGCUGUAGAGGAGGACUAUGACGUUCUACCAUUGCCAGAAAAUCCAACGAUAGUACAACUAAAGACUCACAAAGAGAGGAAGACAAAGAAGUCCAAAGCUAAAGCAUGUCUAUUCUCUGCUGUUUCAAGCACCAUAUUUACAAGAAUCAUGAAUCUACAGACAGCAAAGGCUAUUUGGGAUUAUCUCAGAAGUGAAUACCAAGGCAAUGAAAGAACCAAAAACAUGAAAGUGCUUAACUUGAUCAGGGAGUUUGAAAUGCUGAAAAUGAAGGAGACAGAAACCAUCAAAGACUACUCUAACAAGUUGCUGGGCAUAGUAAACAAGGUGAGGUUGCUGGAUAAGGAUUUUUCUGAUGAACGAAUUGUACAAAAAAUUCUUGUGACUUUGCCUGAAAAGUACGAAUCUAAAAUUUCUUCAUUAGAAGAAUCUAAGGAUUUGUCAAGUAUAUCCUUGGCAGAAUUAGUAAAUGCAUUGCAGGCCCAAGAGCAAAGGCGAAUGAUGAGAAAAGAAGAAUCUGUAGAGGGUGCUUUUCAAGCAAAGGCACAAAAUUCAGGAGGAGGCAAAGACAAGAAGGACAGCAAGAAGAAGUACAGCAAGAAAACUGAAUACAAUGACAAAAAGGAUGUGGUAACAUAUCCAGCUUGCCCAUACUGUAAAAAAACUAACCACCCACAAAGGAAGUGUUGGUGGAGACCAGAUGUCAAGUGCAAGAAAUGUGGUCAAAUUGGGCACAUGGAGAGAAUCUGUAAGUCACAACAACAUGAAGGAAAAGCAAAUACUGCUGUUGAGCAACAUCAAGAGGAGCAGCUAUUUGUUGCAACUUGUUUUGCAGCAAGCAACAGUUCUAGUGAUUCUUGGCUGAUUGAUAGUGGUUGCACACAUCACAUGACUAAUGAUCUAGAGCUUUUCAAAGAACUCAACAAAACUGAAAUUUUCAAAGUAAAAAUUGGAAAUGGGGAAUACAUCUCAGUCAAAGGCAAAGGAACUGUAGCUUUAGAAAUCUUAUCAGGUUUGAAGUAUAUUACUGACGUUUUAUAUGUGCCUGAUAUUGACCAAAACCUACUUAGUGUUGGACAGCUUAUUGAGAAGGGCUUCAAAGUUAUAUUUGAAGACAAAUGGUGCAGGAUUAAAGAUGCAGAAGGAAGAGAAGCUUUUAAGGUGAAAAUGAGAGUAAAAAGCUUUGCUCUAAAUCUGAUGGAGGGGGAGCAGAUAGCAUUUCCAAGCAGUGCAAGCAAUGCGGAAUUGUGGCACAAAAGGCUUGGGCAUUUUCAUCAUGCUGGACUUCUAUACAUGCAGAAUCACAAAAUGGUAAAAGGAGUACCAUUACUGGAAGACAAACUUUCUGAUUGUGUGGCUUGCCAAUAUGGAAAGCAAGUCAGAAGAUCCUUUCCUCAAACUGCAUGGAGAGCAACACGCAAACUUCAACUGGUACAUACAGAUGUUGGAGGACCUCUAAAAACAUCUUCCUUAAAUGGCAGUAAAUAUUAUAUUGUAUUUAUUGAUGAUUGCACCAGAUUUUGUUGGAUUUAUUUUCUUAAAUUUAAAUCUGAAGUUGCUAAUGUUUUUUGGAAAUAUAAAACUUGGGUGGAGAAUCAAAGUGGUUACAGGUUGCAAACAAUUAGAUCAGACAAUGGAAAGGAAUACACUUGUGAUAGUUUCAAAAAUUUCUGUGAUGAAGCUGGCAUUGAGCACCAGUUUACAGCACCGUAUACUCCGCAGCAGAACGGUGUAAGUGAAAGAAAAAAUAGAAGUAUUAUGGAAAUGACAAGGCGUUUGCUGCAUGAAAAGGAAUUGCCAAAGAACAUGUGGGCGGAGGCUGCAAAUACUGCAGUUUAUCUGUUGAAUCGAUUGCCAACCAGAGUUCUACAGAAAAGAACUCCAUUUGAAGCUUGGUUUGGUUACAAACCAGACCUGCAAUAUUUAAGAACUUUUGGUUGUCUUUGUUUUGCUCAUGUGCCACAAGUGAAAAGAGAGAAACUCGAUAAAAAGGCGGAACCGGGAGUUUUUAUUGGAUAUAGUAAAGCAUCCAAGGCUUACAGAAUUUUCCAACCACAAAGUGGAAAAAUUCUUGUAAGUAGAGAUGUCACAUUCAUGGAAGAUAGACAAUGGAACUGGGAGGAGUCAGUAAAGGAGCAGCGGUCUGAAAUUCAACAAAAUAUGGAUGAUAACAUAGAUGAUGAACCAAUUAGAGGUACAAGGUUAUUAUCUGAUAUUUAUGAAAGAUUUAAUAUUGCUGUGUUUGAGCCUACAGAGUUUAAAGAAGCUGAAAAGGAUGUUAAGUGGAUCGAAGCAAUGGAAGAAGAGCUUAAGAUGAUUGAGAAGAAUGACACAUGGGAGUUGGUGGAUAGACUUCAACAUAGAAAGGUCAUUGGAGUCAAGUGGGUUUACAGAACCAAAUUUAAUGCAGAUGGUUCUGUAAAUAAACACAAAGCCAGAUUAGUUGUGAAAGGGUAUAGUCAAGUGUUUGGAGUAGAUUUUUCAGAAACCUUUGCUCCAGUAGCACGCUUGGAUACAAUCAGAAUGUUACUUGCUUUGGCUGCACAAAAGGGAUGGAAGAUUUACCAGUUGGAUGUUAAAUCUGCUUUUUUAAAUGGUUAUCUUCAAGAUGAAAUUUAUGUAGAGCAGCCUGAAGGAUUUCAAGUCAAGGGACAGGAGGAGAAGGUCUACUUAUUGAAGAAGGCAUUAUACAGUCUUAAACAGGCUCCUAGGGCCUGGUACAGCAGGAUCAAUGAAUAUCUUCAAAGCCUUGGUUUUGUUAGAAGUCCAAGUGAAGCUACGUUAUACAUAAAAAAACAGAUGCUAACUUAAUUAUAGUUUCUGUUUAUGUUGAUGAUCUUCUUGUAACAUGAAGCAAUGAGAUACUGGUGAAAGAAUUUAAAGCCAAAAUGCUUGAAGCAUUUGAGAUGACAGACCUUGGCUUAAUGUCCUAUUUUCGAGGAAUGGAGGUGAAGCAAGACCAUCAUGGAGUCUUCAUAAGCCAAAAGAAGUAUGCAAAGGAAAUACUUAAGAAAUUCCAUAUGGAAGAUUGCAAAAGCACUAGCACACCCAUGAAUCAAAAGGAGAAAUUUAGCAAAGAGGAUGGAGCUGAAAAAGUUGAUGAACGCUUAUACAUGAGUCUGAUUGGUUGCUUGAUGUAUCUUACAGCUACCAGACCAGACAUAAUGUUUGCAGUAAGUUUGCUCUCAAGAUUUAUGCAUUGUGCUAGUGAAAUGCAUUUUCAGGCUGCCAAACGAAUUGUAAGAUAUAUCAAGGGCACAACAAAUUAUGGAAUUAAAUAUUCUAGCUGUCACUCUUUUAAGCUUCAUGGUUAUUCUGAUAGUGACUGGGCAGGUUCUAUAGAUGACAUGAGAAGCACAACAGGUUUUUGUUUCAGUUUUGGAUCAGGAAUUUUUUCAUGGAGCUCAAAAAAGCAAGAUGUGAUAGCUCAAAGUACAGCGGAGGCAGAGUAUGUUGCAGCAAAUGCUACAGUGAAUCAAGCAAUUUGGAUCAGGAAAAUACUAGCAGAUUUACACAUGAACCAAACUGAGCCAACAGAAAUUUAUGUAGAUAACCAAGCUGCCAUUGCAAUUUCAAAUGAUCCUAUUUUUCAUGGAAGGACAAAGCAUUUCAAGAUCAAGCUAUAUCAUUUGAGAGAAGAACAGAAGGCUGGUGAAGUUAAACUGGUUUAUUGUAAGACUGAGAACCAAAUUGCAGAUGUGCUUACCAAGGCUCUUCCAAAAGCAAGAUUCGAAGUUCUGAGAAACAAACUAAGUCUAUGCAGCUAUUAGGCAAGGAGGAGAAAUUGUUGUAACAGUGCCUAGGUAGCUGCAUAUGGAGUUGUUGUCAGCUGACCAAGUCAUUAGAAUAUUUGUUAUGCAGUUAGCUGACCAAGUCUUUAGGAUAUUUGUUAUUAUUUAUGCUGUUAUGCUGUUUUACUUGUUAAUAGCUAGAAAUUAGGAAGCUGUUAGUCAUGCCUUGUGUUUAGGAAAUAUUUUUGUUUUUCUGUUAAAGGUUAGCUCUAUAUAAAGAGUAGUGCAGUGAAUAAAAAAUAUAUAUAUUCUGGUCUUCAA
Molecule: messenger RNA, 4982 nt
Organism: Ziziphus jujuba (common jujube)
Lineage: Eukaryota; Viridiplantae; Streptophyta; Magnoliopsida; Rosales; Rhamnaceae
Product: retrovirus-related Pol polyprotein from transposon TNT 1-94
Exons: 3
Coding region: 841-3741 (966 amino acids)
Biological process (GO): DNA integration
Molecular function (GO): zinc ion binding; nucleic acid binding
Source: RefSeq, a predicted model, not a curated record